Molecule: messenger RNA, 1125 nt
Organism: Scedosporium apiospermum
Lineage: Eukaryota; Fungi; Ascomycota; Sordariomycetes; Microascales; Microascaceae
Exons: 2
Coding region: 1-1125 (374 amino acids)
Source: RefSeq, a predicted model, not a curated record
AUGUCUAACUACCCACGACCCCGCGACAUAUCGACCCCUCGUGUACUUGGGCCCCAUCGACCACUUUUGAAACUCUUCGACGGUUCACGCACAUCAUCCAGCUCCCCGGACCUGGAUAUCGGUGACCAAGACGAAGACCACCCUGAGCCAUUUGUCCUCUCUGCGGCGAACACCCCUGGCCGAGAGGAUAGACCUAGGCACAGCAGCAGUCCCCACGACCCCACUGCCACCAGUGGGAUGUCACAGCCUCCCGAAUCUGAUGAUGCGGGUCAAGUGUCCUUCGGGCUGCCAAUUCUUCCCUCAAAAGGGCGCCGCACAAAUGCGGCCACGCCGCCCGCUCCUCUCUCAGCAAGAGGGGAUGUUCCUGGCGGAUAUUUUCCCUUUCACGAAGACCCAGCCUCGCGUCUUCACCGCCCACAUCCCUUUCAUCUUCACAAGUCCCAACCUAGAUCUCCGUCUCCUGUGAACCAGGGGCAAGGGGCCCAGGCUUCUGGAAAUCCCUCCUUCGUGCUGGCCGGCGAUGCCCCUAAACAUGGCACAGCACCGCCAACUAGCUCUUUAGUCACCUCUUACGUCCCGAGUGGCAUCCACGGCAGCUCGUUACCUAUGGGAAAAUAUUACCCGUCCAACUACGAAAAUAGAAUGCGUCACCACCACGGACCUCCUGUCCCCAUUACAUCCGGGAUUGCCACCAAGUCCGUUUCCCAAGUCCCCACCCUACUUAGCUCAGCUAGCGAGUCGCCGAGAGUGCGAGACGAGGGAGAUGCAAAAAGGAAGCUUCAGCAGUACCAGCGGGACAUGAUUGCCCAGGCCACCUUAGCGGCGAGGAAAGUGCUGGGAAGCGGCGAGAACUCAACUCUGAAGCUCCCAGGCUUUCCGGUUCCCGGGCUGCCGGCCGGCGCACCUGCCACAAACCCGCUCUCCCCCCGCCUAAGACCCCUGGGAAGUCCUGGCCCCGUUACACCCAUGGAUCUAGAGGCAACGGAUGGCUCAUAUCUCGAUAAAGGACGGGAUCCGCACGCGGUUGAAAAUACAACUCGGGAUGCAGACUGCUCUCGUGCAAUGGCCUCCGAAGAGCGAAUGCGAUCGGCACCGGGGUCAUAUAUGGCUUCUCCGGCGUGCUAG